AUGGAGCUCUCUAAGGGAAUCCGUGGGCGGACACAUUCUGCUGCGCUCCGUGUUCGCGCCCUGCUGAGAUUGCGCUGCACACUACUAGGCGCCGCCGCCCUCUUCGCCUUCUGUACUGACAUCAUGCGCAGGCAAAGGAGUAGAGCCGUGUGCGCAGACCUGGCCACAGCUUCGGGGCGUGGCCGUGGAGGUCCAGAACUAAAAGUAGGUUCUAAGCAGGCCCUCCCCUCGCCCCCUGCCAUCCGCGUCUUCCCGGACCCCAACGCCUACGUAGGUGCAAAGAUGCUCCUGAGACACGAUCGCUCUUUCAACAGGACGCGCACACGAACGGAAAGAAGUAGCAUGUCGAAGCGGCGCAGGUGUCCAAAAAAGCAAAGCAACAAGUCUGUUGCUAGCAUUCAGGAAGGACAUGAACCUAAGGUGACUUGCCUGUCGUGCAGUGGUCACCAAGUACGCGGCUUCUCACUGGAGUGCAGUGGCGCCCUGGCAAUUUGUGAGGAGCGCGGUGAGCAGGCGCACGAUCUGCGGAUUGGUGAAGCUUUGAACAGCGACGGAGCGCAGCUUCAACAGGAAAGCGGCCGGGCGCGCACCUGGUUGGUGAGGUGA
Rangifer tarandus platyrhynchus (Svalbard reindeer) is the source of this 606-nucleotide messenger RNA. The record is from the annotation of a GenBank genome assembly. NCBI's taxonomy places the organism in Eukaryota, Metazoa, Chordata, Mammalia, Artiodactyla, Cervidae.